AAAGUUCUUUUGAACGGGAAGUAUAAGAUAACGGGUGUUAGAGAUUUAACAACAGGAUAUGACAGUGAUCAAGCUGAUAAGAAAGCCAUUUUGCCUGUUUCCAAGAGUAGUCAAAUGAUAACGUUUUCCUUUGAAAAUGGCUUUGUGGCGACUUUAAGAACGAGUGGGACUGAACCAAAAAUAAAAUACUACACCGAGUUAUGUGCCUCACCAACAGAAAAAGACAGAACAAAACUUCACGAAAUCUUAAAGGAAAUGGUAGAAGGCAUUCUGGCAGAGUUUUUACAACCUGAAGUACAUGGACUGAUACCACGAGAAAAUUGAGUAAUUUUUUGUAUUAUCUACCUAUACAUUCCAAAUGCUCAAUCGAUUAGUUAUUUAUGCCUUUGUAAUACGUAAAUAGGUUUAAUGAAAAAAAGAAUUAAUAAAUAGUUAAGUAGCAUCGA
Molecule: messenger RNA, 446 nt
Organism: Agrilus planipennis (emerald ash borer)
Lineage: Eukaryota; Metazoa; Arthropoda; Insecta; Coleoptera; Buprestidae
Product: glucose 1,6-bisphosphate synthase
Exons: 2
Coding region: 115-324 (69 amino acids)
Biological process (GO): purine ribonucleoside salvage
Molecular function (GO): phosphopentomutase activity
Source: RefSeq, a predicted model, not a curated record